This is a messenger RNA of Oryzias latipes (Japanese medaka), 2531 nucleotides long. RefSeq names its product interleukin 12 receptor, beta 2a, like (gene il12rb2l). The record is from RefSeq and is a predicted model, not a curated record. Gene Ontology annotation, molecular function: protein binding. NCBI's taxonomy places the organism in Eukaryota, Metazoa, Chordata, Actinopteri, Beloniformes, Adrianichthyidae.
ACUUUUAGGGGCUUGCUUUCAUUGUAAUGGCCGUUUCCAGGACGAAAUGUCUUUUUCCCGUCUUACUGACACUCCUCUUAAAGCGUGCUGCUGCAGCCGGUAGGCUUCUUGAAAGUUUUGUUUUGAACAUUUAAACACGCCACGUAGGUCAUUUAGUCCAACUAGUGUUUAGCCUCAUUACUAUUGCACGAACCUCCUUAAAAAAUGACCUGAUCUGUUUUGUCUUAGUAGGCUGCUCUCCACUGUUACACAGACUGGGCUGUUGAUACAGAAAAAGCUGCAAACAUGCAUUCAUUUUUUCCAUACACCACUUUGAUCAAUGCAACUUGAGGUCCCUGCUACUCCUUCUGUUCCUGAGUGCUAUAGACCCUAUAACGGGGAAAUCUGCUCAUAUAUAAAGUGCAUUUGGAAUCCACAGGGAGACCCUGAGAAUCCCUCUCCCUACCGCCUGCACUGGAAACCAGAAAAUAUCGAGGAUGGGGACAUGACUGAGGAAAGCAGUUCGGAGGGGAUUAUUCAUCGUCAACAAUUUCCCAGCCAUGGCAAACUUCGGGUCUGGGUUGAGGUUGUAAACAGUUCUGUCCGAUCUGAGGAGGCUGUUUACCAUGUGGAACAUAUCGUCAAACUACCUCCUCCUAAAAUAACAAAAGUCAGUCAGGACCCAUUAGAGAUCACCUGGAGCAACAGCUGUACUCUGGAGGAUUGGGAUGUCAAACACUGUGAUGUGAGAUAUCGAACAGAGGGAGACCGAGGCUGGCCCGCCUCCCAGUAUGAGAACCAGACAUCAGAUCUCAGAUACGCAGUGAUGGAUCCGCAGUUCUUCACUAUCUACCAGUUUCAAGUUCGAUGCAUGUGCAGCCAUAGCCUGAUGAGUGAUUGGAGUGAAAUCUAUAAUGAAACAAGUGUAGAAUCAACCCCAAUAGGAGAAGUGGACAUGUGGAGAGACUGUGUCAAAUCCCACGCAAGCUCUGAAUGUUUUCUGACUUGGAAGAAUCUUUCUAAUUCUCAGGCACGAGGUGUCAUUUUAGGAUACGUUGCCACACGGGUAUACGCUAAUGGCACAGAAAAGCAGACGAAUGUGUCCACAAAGACAUCCAGCCCCCUCUGGGUGCAUGAUGGGAGGAUAUGGCGGCUCACGUCCUCUCUGAAAGAUGUGUCAUCGGUUACCAUAUCAGCCUACAAUGCUCUUGGAGCCACAGAUCCUUCUCACCUGGUUCUGCAAGCACUGGGUGUGAAAGAAAAGGCUCAAAAGAUACAUGUUGAGGUGACGCAAGAGAACCUCACGGUGUCAUGGGAUCUGUCCUCUGAGUCCUUCGAUGGUUUGAUGCAAUAUGUGGUUGAGUACAGAAUGUGUCCACCCGGCCCUGGGUUUGAUUGGAUAAAAGUGGAUAAAAACCUGAGUUCAGCUGUUUUCAAAGGUGAAUUCAAAAAAUACACAGCACACCAUGUGUCUUUGUUCGCUGUGACAAACAAAAAAGUUCUUCAACUUUCAACUAGCAUUGGAUAUUCUGUUCAGGGAGCCCCCUCUAAAGUACCAUCAUUUAAGGUUUCUUCUAUUGCUGUAAGUGAAGUGACUCUGUUUUGGGAGCCUGUUCCUUGUUCCAAGCAGAAUGGAGUGAUCUUGUACUACCAAAUAAGAACAGACACACAAAAGGUCUACAAUGUGAGUGUGAGCCCAGACCAUGGAAACCAGACGUUCACGCUGUUGGGUCUUAAUCCGGAUCAGGAGUACACGGUGUGGAUAGCAGCUGUGUCUGCUGGUGGCUCCGGCAAAAAUGUCACCACAACAUUCAAAACAAAAAACAAUGAAAACUCUGCAGAUUUGGUUUGGGUCCGUAUUUUCCUUGGUAUUGUUGUGGUCCUGGUGGUCACUUCUGUUGCUUUAUUCUGCUGCUUUAAAAGGAACACGGUGUGCCCACUUUUGCCUCUGUGUCUUUUUGAGAAGGAGCCCGAUCCAAGCAACAGUAAAAUCUUCAAACAGUUCCAGAUAAAUGAACCCCUCUCUUGGAUUUGCAAGAGCAUAUAUGACCCCAAUCCAAAGAUUUCUAAGUUGGAAAUAGUGGAAAAAUCUUCUGAAGCUCUGGACUCUAAUGGAAUAACCAGUCCAAUGAUGGAAAAUGAGAGUACACAGUUUGAUCAGAGGGAUGAUGUUACUCCAGAGGACUGCUGUAAGACAGACUCUAAAGCUCGGGAGGCGUACAGUAAAAUGGUCGACUCUGAUGAAGAUAAAGGGGACUCCUCCAGUUCAUACGAAGACGAACAAAUCUCAUCAGGUUAUGAAACGCACUUCAUGCCCACUGCCAUAGAAAUCCGUGGAGAUUAAAAAAUCAACAUUGUGAAUGUUGAUUUCAACCACAGCUAUCUCGUUUAGUCUUUUGAACCAUUUUAGUAUUUGGAUUGUUGUGGGGGGGGGGGGGACUUCUCCAGGUGGACUUUGUUCCUUUAGAAAAAACAAUAAGCUAGGCUUUUGUUGAAUCCUCAGUCUACAGUGUCAUACUGCUGCUGCUGCUGGUUCAUUUCCAAACCAAAAA